Molecule: messenger RNA, 1617 nt
Organism: Marmota flaviventris (yellow-bellied marmot)
Lineage: Eukaryota; Metazoa; Chordata; Mammalia; Rodentia; Sciuridae
Source: RefSeq, a predicted model, not a curated record
AUGCCUCCGGCUGGCGGUCCCCGCGCUCCGCGCCCCACCGCGCUGCCCCGCAGCCUGUCCCGCCUGCGCGAGUGCCCGGGCCGCUCCCGCAUCGUGCUGGCGCUCGGGGCCACGCAGAUGGCGCUCGGAUGCCUCAUCGUGGCUGUCAGCUUCGCCGCGUUGGCGCUCACUACCUCCGCCCGCGUCCGUCACUCCUGUCCCUUCUGGGCUGGCUUCUCGGUGCUGCUGUCGGGACUCAUUGGUGUCGUCUCCUGGAAGAGGCCUCUCUCUCUUGUGAUAACCUUUUUCAUGCUGCUUUCUGCAGUGUGUGUAAUGCUGAAUUUGGCUGGUUCAAUCCUUUCCUGUCAGAAUGCUCAGCUAGUCAACUCCCUAGAAGGCUGCCAGUUGAUCAAGUUUGACAGUGUGGAGGUGUGUGUCUGCUGUGAGCUGCAGCACCAGUCAUCUGGCUGCAGCAACCUCGGGGAGACGCUGAAGCUGAACCCACUGCAGGAGAACUGCAACGCUGUGAGGCUGACCUUGAAGGAUCUCCUCUUCAGUGUGUGCGCCCUCAAUGUAGUCUCCACCAUCGUGUGUGCUUUGGCCACGGCUAUGUGCUGCAUGCAGAUGGUCUCCUCUGACGUCCUGCAGAUGUUCUUUCCACAAAGGUCGCAUUCUGCCAAUCCUGCCUGUGUGACUCCCCAUGGCACAGUUCUCCAUCAGACGCUGGAUUUCGAUGAGUUCAUCCCCCCGCUUCCACCUCCACCUUACUACCCUCCCGAGUACACCUGCACACCCUCAGUUGAGGCCCAGAGGGGCCUCCACCUGGACUUUGCUUCCUCUCCAUUCAGCACUUUGUAUGAUGUUGCCAUCAACAGCCCUGGCAUGCUGUACCCUGCUGAGCUCCCUCCGCCGUACGAGGCCGUGGUGGGCCAGACUCCUGCCAGCCAGGUUACAAGCAUUGAUCACCAGGUGGCUGAGUCUAGCUCCGGGGACCCAAACACCACUGCUGGCUUCAGCACACCAGUGCCAGCCAGCAGCGCAAGCCUCCCAACGUCAGAGGGAGCAACCUCACUGGGUCCGAGCCACCCAUCCCCCGACGACACGGCAGGCACCUCACCGCCCCUGCCACCUACCCCAGGCCCCCUGGAGGCUACAGGUGUGAGCAUGCAGGCACAGCCAAGUCCUGGGCGUGUGGCCCGCUCUGCCAGUGACCCUACCUCCUGUGUAUCCAGUGAGGCAGGUAUGGCUGAUGCCUCUUCACACUCUGCCUCGUGCAGCCAGGACCUUGAAACAAGACUGUCUCGGGCUACUCUGGGGACAGUUUCCACAUCUCGCUCAGUCAUGGCUACCUAUCAGCACCAGCUCUCACCCCCCAGGGACCCUGGGACCUGGAAAACUGACCAACAGACAAAGCCAGAGGCCUUACAGAUGGUCUCAAAAGUGCGGCCACACUCUUUAGUGGACAGCAAGGCCUAUGCAGACACCAGGGUUUUGGUGGCUAAGUUUUUGGAACACUCGAACUGUGCCCUCCCUCCAGAGGUACGGCAUGUGGUGGGCACCAUCCACUCUGCAGUCACUUCUGAGGAGAACCCGGUGGAGGAGGCCGUCUUUGGUGCUGGAGUCCUGGACCAGCUAUGA